Cladocopium goreaui is the source of this 2328-nucleotide messenger RNA. Lineage: Eukaryota; Dinophyceae; Suessiales; Symbiodiniaceae. The record is from the annotation of a GenBank genome assembly.
AUGGAUAGUUGGACAGAACUGGAAAGAAUAGAUAGCACGUUGGUGAAGGCUUUACGCAUCCAUUUUCCUUCACAACAACAGGUAGCAACUGCAUUCGAUGAUCUGAGAGGUGCCCGGGCAUUGGUGGAAGAAGCGUUAGCUAACAGUUAUGGAGCUGCAAGACGAGAGGCGAUAGCUGGGGCACUGGUGGAAUGGCAAAACAAUACAAGGAAUCGUUUGAAACGUUUGCGAUUGUCAGACGUCAAGGAACGUUUGGAGCAUGGGAAACAAUCUGAUUCACUUGACAUUGGUAUCACCAUGGCGGAUAGCUAUGAAUCAAUUAUUUCUGGUAGUCCCCUUUUGGGAUUGGCUGCGCUGGAGAGUCAUUUGGCAAAGAGGCCUAAGACUAGUGCCACGGCACGGGCUGAUGCUGAAGAAGUUUCAAAGAAACGAUGGGCGCUGGUUCUGGCUGAAUAUAUCACUGAGGCGAAAUUGCCCGCAGUAGGAACCUUCGACGGAUUGGCGAAUGUCAAUGCCGCUUGGGUACGAGCUUUUGGAGCGCGUCGGUCGAAGACCCUGCGCAAUCGUGCAAAGGCUUGGAAGCGGGUGCGAGAUUGGCUUCUGGUGACAACUGGAUCGCCGUGGCCAGGGAGUGUGGCAGUCAUGUUACAAUAUUUGGAGGAGCGCAAUGAAGUGCAACCAAUGGGUAAGACGGUCCCUACUUCAAUUCAUACGACUCUCUCGCUACUGGAGCUGGUUGGACAAGUGCCGGCAGAGCAUAGACUUUCUGGCGAUAGAUUGUGGCUGGAAUCUGUCAAGUCAUGGACAGCAGACUUGAGCCGAGAUGCAGGUCCGAAGAAGCAGGCAGAUCUGUAUACAGUGGCCAUUGCGUUGAGCUGUGAACUCUUGUUGGGACAUCACGCAGCACCUUUGGGACAGAGAUUUUGUGCUUUCGUUUUAUUGCUGCUGCUCUGGGGCACCAUGCGGUGCGAUGAUUUGCAGAAUGUGGAUCCUUCCUCUAUGGAGCUCUCUCAGUUGGGGCUCAAGUUCAUUUUGCGCCGCACUAAGACCAGUGGACCAGGUAAACCAGUAGGUGAACUUCAUGGCUUCAUUGCACGUGAUGUUAGUUUGAGUGGAGUUGAUUGGCUGCGUGUUGGUAUUGAUUUGUUGGAACAUGAUGAGCUGAAUUUUCGGAGAGAUUUCUUUGCAAUUUCUUUCAGAAAUGAAUGGGAUGAUCCAGAGCGACGGUAUUUAGAACCUGAAGGAUUAGCAACAAUGCUGAGAAAGCUUCUCCUCACGUUGCCGACAGUGGUCAGGCGAGGUGGCAGUCUGGCUCUCAACCCUGGGAUCAUGCUCAUUGCACCUGAGAUGGCGUCAUUUUGGACUGGACACAGUGCUAGGCAUACUUUACCUUCCUGGGCAGCAGCUGCCGGUAUCAGCAAAGAAAGUAGGGAUUACUUGGGCAGGUGGAGCUAUGCAAAACAUGGCUCACAAGAUUAUGUUUUGACUUCAAGGCAAGUAGUCCAUCGUGUUCAGAGAGAGGUUUGUAAAUUCAUUCUUGAAGGCGUACCUGCACCUGGCUUGGUGGAGGAGGAACUCAUGGAGCGCAUCAAGUCUUUUGCUGUUCAGGUGAAUGCAGGACCGGUGACCACGGCACGAAGGCACAAUGUCAUGGUCUGGAGCUUGAACAUGGGGGCAUGGCAUGUUGGUGGCACUUUUCCGCUUUUGCAGAUUGCUCCAGUUGUUGAUGCCAUGGAAGAUGAACCAGAACGGAAGGAACAAGGGACACAGGACGAUGAUGUUCUUCCUGAGGAGGUCAGUCAGGAUCCCUCGAGUUCAGAUAGCACCAGUAGCAGUCAAAUACUGGCCAUGAAUCCCCCAGACGGGGUGAACGAUGCUGCCAUGCGGACUUAUAUCCAUGACAAGGUUGAAGGCGAUUUGGCUUUCAUUUUGCAGGAGAAUGGUGUGCCGUUGGCGUUGCAAUAUAACCUCACACAGGUUUUCACCCAACUCAGACGCUUCAGUGCGAUUGCAGAUUCCAGACAAGGUGUGAGGCAGGCACUUAGAGAUGACCUUCAAGUGGAGGAGAACAGCCUUCAAAAUAGGGCUGCAGUUGCUGGUGUUGUAGCAGCUUGGGAGGCAUCUAAGGAGUAUGCAGCCAAGCAGGCUGAGUUGAAAGCAGAGGCACGUUUGCUUGGAGUGACACGGCCUGUGACCCAGACUGACAGAGCGGCAAUGCGUGCAGCUUACAUAGCAACACAUGGUGAGAUUGAAGAAACCUUUGAACCUUCAGAUGAUUACUUGUCUGCAAAGAUUGAAGAGAUGGAAGCGCAUGAACCGGCGUGGUGA